Messenger RNA from Suillus subaureus, 1227 nucleotides. RefSeq lists its product as uncharacterized. Lineage: Eukaryota; Fungi; Basidiomycota; Agaricomycetes; Boletales; Suillaceae. The transcript is spliced from 8 exons. The record is from RefSeq and is a predicted model, not a curated record. Bases 1 to 1227 code for a protein of 408 amino acids.
AUGCCUCCCAAAUGGACUUCUUCCACCCAAAAGUGCGCUAACCAGCGGAUGGAAACUGCAUCUAUGGACUUCAUGAUGCAUACCCACAGUGGUUUGCCCAUCAACCAGCACAUGAACAACACUAAAACGUCACUACCACCCACUAAAAAAAUCAAACCUAUCCCCUUGCCAAGGAGGACCUUGGUCAUGAACUUCAAUGACUACAGUGCCCUCCUUUCCUGGCAUGCAAAAAUUUCCACUGCUACCACAGAUCCAUGCAUUGACACUGAGUCUGAAACCCAAGACUACCCCAAGAUCAACGACCCUGUCACAGAAGAUGAGAGCGAUGGUGAAGGAGAAGUGGAGGCUCACAAGGGCAAUCUUGUAGAUGAUCCCAAGGCCUGUGAAUCCUUACCUGUCUCUGAUACUCCAGAGAAUGAGGAUGAAGAAGUUCCUGCACCUCCAUUGAAGGCGAAGUUGUUCAAGAAGUGUGUGCUCUCUAACACUCCCCCCAAAAACUCCACAGUUAUAGAGACUUCCUUGACUGCCCCGAAGAGGAGUCUGACAGGGAUGACGAUGAAUAUAAAGAUGAAGAAGCCUCAAGCCUCUGACGAAGAAGCACCCACGCCUCCAUCAAAGGCGACAUUGUUCAAGAAGAGUGUGCUCUCCAACACUCUUCCCUCAAGUGCUCUGCCAAAAAACUCCAUGGCAAUGGAGACUGCCUCACCUAUCCCACAACUUUAUUCAUUUGAUGAUGUCAGUGAAGACCUUCCCAUUGCUUCUAGACCUGGGCGGCUGUGCCAGGAAGGUGUAGAUGAUGCGCAGGAGCUCAGGUGCAAGACACUUGAGGCUGCCAAGGCAAUUGGGGCCAAGUAUGGAAAAUCCGCACAUACAAUACUCAUUGAGGCCGGGUUGUCUGUGAAGCACUCCAGGGCCGAGACCCCAUGGAACAUGCACCAAGGAUGGUACAAGGGUAAAUAUCCUCGAGAAAAAGAUGAACAACUCAGUGAUUGGAGAAAGAGGCAGUGCGACCACUACUACAGCCUCCCAGAUGAUGACCCACUGUGGGAUGAUGUACAAGCAUACUACAACUUUCACUUAGGUAGUGCCAAUAACAAUCAGUCGCAUGCCAGCAUUGUUAUGUCUACAAGGGACACACUCGCUAAGUGUUUUGCAGCUUAUUCUUGUCUAGAAGGCAUUGAGGUCAUUGGCUGUGUCUUCAAUUUGACUCCUGAUGAGGUGGCCUGA